AGAUUUGCCCGAUGUCGCCGUGGUCAAAAGAUCGAAGCUAUCGAGGCGCUUUAUAUUACCAAUUGCUGGCUUGAUAGUCGCUUAUCUUGGAGCUUUGCAAAUGCCCUCGCUCUGAUUCACUCCAGAGUUCGCGCCUCUGUCAAUUGCUGUGAGCCGCGCAAUCCGAAAUCUCCAUCAUCUCACCACCACCACACCAUACAUAAUGUAUAGGACCCGCUGCCUGUCGAGACCCGCAAUACGUCUUUCGCAAGCGCCAUCAUGCACCAGAAACAUUACGAGUAAAGCCCGGCCAAGGAUCCGUGCCGUGGCAGCUCACCCAUACGCCCAGCGCCGCCAACAGCAUUUCGUACGAUCUAUAGUCACAGUUUCAGCUCUUUGGGGCACAGCCUCAGCAUGGCAGUGGUACCACGGGGAGCGAUUGUUUCGGGAAGUGCAUGCAGAGGAGCCGCCGCCGAAAGAGCAGGAGUUGACUUUUGAGCAACCUAGGCGAGCCGCACACGGGGCUGAGGAUAACCGCAAUAUCAUAAGUUCACAGCAUCUGCAAGUGGUGAAGAGUUGGGAAAACCCUGGUGUGUAUGCAUGGGGCUCAAAUGCUGGAGGGGUCGUUGCUCCAGAUUCAGACGAAACCUUCAUCAAGACGCCUAGGAGGAUAUCUUUCUUUGAUGGCAAAUUACUACGGGAUAUAAAGCUUGAUAAGAAUUUUGGUGCCGCGAUCGAUGAGAAGGGAAACCUCCUGCAGUGGGGGAAGGAUUACGCCAAAGAUACAAAAGCACCGACCGAGACUUUGCAUGGCAAGAACUUGAUAUCUCUUGCCAUAUCCAGAGAUCGAAUCAUUGCUCUUUCUGCAUCCGGUGCAGUCUACUCGAUACCCGUUUCGAAGGAGGAGCAGCUUUCUGGUCCUAAGCCUACAUCCACCUCUUGGAUACCUUUCUGGGGCUCUUCGGAGACCAUAUCCUAUCGCAUUCGGACGCCUGAGUCCCUUGGCUGGAACGAGCGGAUUACUGAUAUCGCAUCUGGCCUCGAGCAUGCACUUCUUUUGAGCUCUACAGGUCGUGUCUAUUCCUUCGCGUCAGGGGCACAAGAUUUUCCAUCAAAGGGGCAACUCGGUAUACCGGGACUAACAUUCGAAACUCGGCCACCUGGUCCUUUCGAUAUUCCUCACGAGAUUACAACGCUCAAAGGCUUCCCCAUUUCCAGAAUUGCAGCAGGAGACUACCAUAGUCUAGUAUGUGACGCCGCCGGACGCUGUUUUAGCUUUGGCGACAACUCUGCUGGCCAGCUGGGAUUCGAGUUCAACGCAGAUGCACUCCACAUUGACGCUCCGUCGUUGCUCCCAACGCAGAAGCUAUACGCUGGCACUGGUUUGCAAGCCUCAGUCAAGGGCGUAUAUGCCGGAGGUAACACAUCUUUCAUUACGAUGGAGGCCAACCUCCCUAAAACAGGACCAUCGCACCCUGGCCGUGUGACAGCAGACACUUGGGCCUUCGGCUAUGGCUUGGCAGGACAGCUGGGAACCGGUCGCUGGAUUCACACCCAAUCAACCCCCGUCAAGGUCCCUUCCUUCUCUGGAUUGUUCGAGUGGGAUGAAAUUGCGAACCACGCUGUUCCCAUUCGACUUGCUUACAUUUCCGUCGGCGCUUCGCAUGCCGCUGCCGUCAUGGAUAAUGUGGCUAGUGUUGCGGUGGCUGGAAAUGCGAGGCGAUUGACUGAAAAUGAUACCAACUGGGGCCGCGAUAUUCUAUUCUGGGGAAACAACGAAUUCUACCAGAUUGGCAGUGGCAAAAGAAGCAAUGUAGCGACACCUACGUACAUUCAACCGCUGGACAUCGAUGCCGAAACGGACCGCUCAGCCAGUGCACAGGGAUUGGUGAAACAAAAGCUUGAAAAAGAAAGUCAUCGCUUCCAGAUAACGCCCAAGCAAAAGGUCAAACUCAAAGGCAGAUCAGUGGGGUUUGAGCAGAGAGUAGAGUGUGGACGAGGUAUAACGGCAGUAUAUUCUGGUGCCUGAACAUUCCAUUAGGUUCAGUCACUAGGCGUUCGGCAAAACACAAGGCAAGGCUGGUUGGCAAUCUUUUAUGGUACUUUUGGCGUUGCAGGGAAACUGCGUGAGACUUUCACUUCACGGGAUAUUCAUGGGCAUUUGUUUGGGUCAUGAGGCGUUCGGGGAUUUGGUGUGCCUGCCACACUACGAGAUUAAAAGCAUCUCCAAUCAACUUUAUGUCAUAUAUGUACGAUCAUUGAAUACCUUUGUAUGGUCUUGAAUCCUGGUCGAGCCAGUUGGUGUCGCCGUCACGUCAUCUUUCAAGUGAUCAAUCAAUCAAAUGAAUGAAUGAAUGAAUGAAUGAAUACAGAAUUGG
Messenger RNA from Aaosphaeria arxii CBS 175.79, 2357 nucleotides. Its product is annotated as RCC1/BLIP-II. NCBI's taxonomy places the organism in Eukaryota, Fungi, Ascomycota, Dothideomycetes, Pleosporales. The transcript has a single exon. The coding region runs from base 203 to 2008 and encodes 601 amino acids. Gene Ontology annotation, biological process: mitochondrial respiratory chain complex III assembly. Gene Ontology annotation, cellular component: mitochondrial inner membrane. The record is from RefSeq and is a predicted model, not a curated record.